AUGGAGCAAAACAUUCCUCAUCAAUUGGUAAUUCGGAAUAAAAAUGGAGUUUAUCUUUCCAAUAUGUUGGCUAAGUCAGAUGAGGAAAUGCAAUUGAUUAAUUAGGAUGGAAAUGCCUAAUUGAUCGUUUUAGAAAAUCAUAUAGUCAUGUUCAAUAAGUAAUCCCUCAGGCUCCAUGAUUAUAAAUAAUAAGUGAAGGAACUGGAAUUUACGAACUUGUAGAAUAUCCAUCUUGCAGAUUCUAAAUAACAUCUCACAGUUAUAGAUAAAUUGGAUCAGCAAUCAUUUUAAUUACAAAUCUUGAAGUUUCCUUCAUUAGAAUCCAAGGGCAUCAAUUUUAAUAUUAAAAAUUUCAAGAGAGAGUCGUGGCCUAUCUUGAAGUAUUCAUCUGAUGAUCAAUACUACUUUAUAAUACAAAAUUAAAAAUUGCAUUGUUAUGCUGAUAAUUAAUGUGUCUAUCAAACUGAUAUUGGAAAUUGCGAUUAUUUUAGUGUCUAACCCAAUACACCAAAACCUUUGGUGGUUUGCUAUAGUUUGAUGGAUUUCAAUAUUAAGGACUCCUUUUUAAAGAUAGUUGAUAUGAAUGGCAAAAUCAAAUAUGAAAAGAAAUUACAUUAAACCAGUGAUUUGGAAGUGAUUUGGUCACCAAAUGGAUAAUCCUUAUUGAUAAAUAAAGGAUUUCACGAAGACAAUACAAAUAAAAGUUAUUUUGGACAAAAUUAAGUUCUGUUUUAUGAUUUCCCAAAAAAUGCCCUUAGAGAAUUGCCAACUUACGAAGGCCCCAUUCAUCAUGUUUAAUGGUCACCUUCCUCUAAAGAAUUCAUCUUGCUGUCUGGUUUCAUGCCUUCAGGGGCUGUCAUGUAUGAUAACACUUGUAAACCACUGUUUGAAUUUGGAAAAGAUCAUAAGAAUAAAAUUAUAUGGGGAAAUGGUAGAUUCGUUAUGAUCUGUGGAUUUGGAAAUCUGGAUGGUUCCAUUCACAUUUGGGAUGCUAAAACCCUCAAAUAAGUUAGUACUAACAAAUACAAAUCAGCCAGCUUAUGUCAUUGGUCACCUUGUAGUAGAUAUUAUGUCUGUGCAAAAGUGACUCCUAGAAUGAACGUAGACAAUUAAUAUUCACUCUUUGAUUAUCAUGGUAAAGAGAUAAUCAAUAGGAAGUUCUAAGAAUUAUAUGAUGUUUAAUUUAGGCCUUCAAAUAUUAAAUUCGAAGAGAGAGCUCCCACUCCUCCCAAAUAAGUUCAGCAAGAAGCACCAAAGAAAUAGUUCAUUGCUUUUGCUGACAAUCCCCUUGCUUAGUAAAUGAGGGCUAUGAAGGCUGGAGAAGGGGCAAGAGUAUUGCAAGUUGAUGAAACCUUUGGAAAACAAUCUAACAAUAAUUACCCUCCUGGUUAUGAACCUCCAAAAGAGAAGAAGAAGAGAGUCAGAAAACCAAAAUAAUAAUAAUAAUGA
Paramecium tetraurelia is the source of this 1449-nucleotide messenger RNA. RefSeq lists its product as uncharacterized. Gene Ontology annotation, molecular function: mRNA binding; ribosome binding; protein binding. The record is from RefSeq and is a predicted model, not a curated record. Gene Ontology annotation, biological process: translational initiation. Gene Ontology annotation, cellular component: cytosolic small ribosomal subunit. Lineage: Eukaryota; Ciliophora; Oligohymenophorea; Peniculida; Parameciidae. The transcript has a single exon.